Messenger RNA from Cavia porcellus (domestic guinea pig), 969 nucleotides. Its product is annotated as olfactory receptor 2T2-like. Gene Ontology annotation, cellular component: plasma membrane. Lineage: Eukaryota; Metazoa; Chordata; Mammalia; Rodentia; Caviidae. Gene Ontology annotation, molecular function: olfactory receptor activity; G protein-coupled receptor activity. The coding region runs from base 1 to 969 and encodes 322 amino acids. The record is from RefSeq and is a predicted model, not a curated record. The transcript has a single exon. Gene Ontology annotation, biological process: G protein-coupled receptor signaling pathway; detection of chemical stimulus involved in sensory perception of smell.
AUGGAGAUGUUUCCCCAGAACUCCACCGACUUCAUCCUCCUGGGCCUCAUUGUCCACCCAACCCUGCCAGGGCUGAUCUUCGUGGUGGUAUUCUCCAUCUUCCUGGUGGCUGUCAUUGCAAAUGUGACCAUGGUUCUGCUCAUCCGUGUGGACCCCCGCCUGCACACACCAAUGUACUUUCUGCUCAGCCAGCUCUCCCUCAUGGACACUGUCUACAUCUGUGUCAUUGUCCCCAAGAUGCUCCAGGACCUGCUGUCUGAGGGCAGGACCAUCUCUUUCCUGGGCUGUGCACUCCAGAUCUUCCUCUACUUGACCCUAAUUGGAGGAGAGUUCUUCCUGCUGGGCCUCAUGGCCUAUGACCGUUAUGUGGCUGUGUGCAGCCCACUGCGCUACCCAGUGCUCAUGAGCCGCAGGGUCUGCAUGUGCAUGGUGCUGGGUUCCUGGCUGGGGGGCUCCCUGGACGGCUUCAUGCUGACACCCAUCACCAUGAGCUUCCCCUACUGCGCGUCCCGGGAGAUCAACCACUUUUUUUGUGAGAUCCCAGCUGUGCUGAGGCUGUCAUGCGUGGACACAUCUCUGUAUGAGACCCUGAUGUAUGCGUGCUGUGUGCUGAUGCUGCUGGUCCCUAUCUCCAUCAUCACAGUUUCCUACACACGCAUUCUGAUCACUGUGCACCGCAUGACCUCUGCCGAAGGCCGGCGCAAAGCCUGGACCACCUGUUCCUCUCACGUCCUGGUGGUGAGCAUUUUCUAUGGGGCGGCCUUCUACACCAAUGUGCUGCCCCACUCCUAUCACACCCCAGAGAAGGACAAGGUGGUGUCUGCCUUCUACACCAUCCUCACACCCAUGCUCAAUCCGCUCAUCUACAGCCUGAGGAACAGGGACGUGGCUGCAGCUCUGAGGAGGACGCUGGGAACAUGCGCCUCCCCCAGGAGAGUCAGGGACAGGGACACACUCAGGAGGAGUUGA